GUUCCACGAGGAAAGCCAGCCCAUUUGGGAGCAAGUAGUCUGCUUCCUCCACUACUUCCACCAGCAGUCCAAGAUCCUCGACAAAACGAUCAUCGUGCUGUCCGGAGUGCAUCCGCCUUCGAGCAUCUUGGAAGAGUGGGAGGACCAGAGUUGUUGCUUCCUUGUGGGGAAGCUGACCAACACCAAGAAUUUGAUGCACGCCGGGGUGGAGGCGGCCAGGAACGUCAUCAUCAUGGGUCGCAAGCGCCCAGAGGAAAGCGUCAAGCUCCGGACCACUGCCCUUGCGGAUGCCGAAUGCGUUACUCUUGCGGGCUACAUCGAGCAGGCACUCGCACAACAAAAUGCGAUUACUGGCUGGAGGGCGUCGCAAAGCGUGCUCUACGAGUUUGGCUACACCGACUCCGUGUUCCUCACUGGGCACUUGUUCGAAGUGGCCCAGCGACCUGCGGCCAUGAGGCUUGCCAAGAGACUCGGGAAGACCCUUGUUGUGGAAAACAGCGAG
Molecule: messenger RNA, 502 nt
Organism: Symbiodinium necroappetens
Lineage: Eukaryota; Dinophyceae; Suessiales; Symbiodiniaceae
Source: the annotation of a GenBank genome assembly